Racocetra persica is the source of this 212-nucleotide messenger RNA. The record is from the annotation of a GenBank genome assembly. NCBI's taxonomy places the organism in Eukaryota, Fungi, Glomeromycota, Glomeromycetes, Diversisporales, Gigasporaceae.
AAGAAAACAAAAAGAUUAAAACAGAAAAUGAAGAAAACACAAAAGAAAAUUUGAGUUAUGAAAAAACAUUGAAAAAUCUUAAUUCUCAAAUCAAUAUUGUAUUAAAUUUAUUUAAAACUAAAUAUAAUACUAAUGAUCCGAUUGAAAAAAAAAUGGAAGAAGUUGUAAAAUUAGCAAAAGCUACGACAGAAAUUGUUAUACCUCCAGAAUAA